AUAAACAGCUGUUUUGCUUUGCUGGUGUUGGCAAGCGCAGUUUAUGUGAAUAACUGUAUAAAUUGUAAAUUUGUUGCUAUUUUUUGAUUGGAACGUGUAUUUGAGUCAUUCCGUGGGUAUUAGGUGUUAAUUGGCAAUACUUUUUUCUACUGCACUCGUUUAAAGAGUUUUGGUAUUAGACAGUGUACACGUGUUAGAGCAGCCCGAUUACUCCACAAAACAUCACUAACUACAAUGGAUGCGAGUGAAUCCCCAGGUGUCACUGAAGGAGUGGAUGCACUAACAUUGACUACUCCGGGCGAUGGAAAAGUUGAAAAAGUGCCGAACGGCGUGGAAGCUACAGAAGAUGAUAGCGAUGUUGUUGAUCCAUGGAAUGUUGCAAGUACUAAUGACGAGGGCAUUGAUUAUGAUAAGCUAAUAAAACGUUUUGGGUCAUCGAAAGUUGAUGAAGAGUUGAUAGCGCGUUUCGAAAAGAUAACAGGCAAACCAGUUCAUCAUUUUAUUCGUCGUGGUAUUUUCUUUUCCCAUCGAGAUUUUCACACAAUACUUACCCUAAAAGAGCAGGGUAAACCGUUUUAUCUAUAUACAGGACGUGGACCAAGUUCCGGUUCGUUACAUAUAGGACACUUGAUACCAUUCUAUAUGGCCAAAUGGUUGCAAGAGACGUUCGAUGUACCAUUGGUCAUACAAUUGACUGAUGAUGAGAAAUCACUAUGGAAAGAUCUAAAAAUUGAAGAAGCUAUUAAACUAGCAUAUGAAAAUGCAAAAGACAUAAUAGCUAUAGGCUUUGAUCCCGAAAAGACUUUUAUUUUUAACGACUUAGACUUCAUUGGGAAAUGUCCAGCAAUGUACCAGAACAUGAUUCGCAUUCAAAAGUGUGUCACGUUUAAUCAAGUGAAAGGCAUAUUCGGUUUUGGUGAUUCCGAUAUUAUUGGUAAAAUCAGUUUUCCAGCUGUUCAAGCUGCACCGGCACUUUCAAGUACUUUUCCAUUCAUAUUCACCGGGAAAAAACCCGUACAUUGCCUUAUACCAUGUGCAAUCGAUCAGGAUCCAUAUUUCCGUAUGACGCGAGAUGUAGCACCGCGUCUGGGUUUCCCUAAAUGUGCACUCAUCCAUUCAAGCUUUUUCCCCGCUUUGCAAGGAGCAAAAUCAAAAAUGUCUGCCAGUGAACAGAAUUCAGCUGUAUUUCUUACAGACACACCGAAACAAAUAAAAAAUAAAAUCAAUAAAUAUGCAUUUUCCGGUGGACGUGCCACAGUCGAGGAGCAUCGUAAAUUGGGUGGCAAUCCUGAUGUGGAUGUAGCAUUUCAAUUAUUGAAAUUUUUCCUAGAAAAUGAUAAUAAGUUGGAAGAGGUGCGUGUUGCAUACAAAAAUGGUGAUAUGUUGACCGGGGAAUUGAAGAAAUUGGCUAUCGAAGCUGUCAGUCCCAUUGUGGAGGAACAUCAAAAAGCACGUAAAGCUCUCACGGACGAAACGGUGGCUAAAUAUUUCAAGAUACGUCCAUUGAAAUUCGCAAAUUAGUGCUUUUUAUGUAGUAGCAGUAAAGGCAUUUUCUUAAUUAGUUUGAAUAUUUAUUUUUGAUUCAAUUUGCCGGGCGAAGAUCCAGUAUAAUUGCUAUACUUUCUCAAUUCAGAAAGGUAAUAAAAAUAAACAAAUCGCUAACGUUUUGUUAUGCUUCGUAUGUUUAAUGGAAAA
Ceratitis capitata (Mediterranean fruit fly) is the source of this 1695-nucleotide messenger RNA. RefSeq names its product tryptophan--tRNA ligase, cytoplasmic (gene TrpRS). Gene Ontology annotation, cellular component: cytoplasm. Gene Ontology annotation, biological process: tryptophanyl-tRNA aminoacylation. The coding region runs from base 235 to 1521 and encodes 428 amino acids. The transcript has 5 exons. Gene Ontology annotation, molecular function: ATP binding; tryptophan-tRNA ligase activity. The record is from RefSeq and is a predicted model, not a curated record. NCBI's taxonomy places the organism in Eukaryota, Metazoa, Arthropoda, Insecta, Diptera, Tephritidae.